GCGCAGUUUCUGCUUCAAUCUAAUUGGCUGGUUUCAAACUAAGACCGCGUCUGCGUUGUUAUGCUAAGCUCAACGCACAUCAGCGCAUAAAGGGAAAGGAGAAUCAUGGACUCGAGCCUGAGCAACAAGACUGACCGAUUGGAACAAACACAAGUGGAAGAUUUGAAAAGUGAAUUCACUUCGGAAUGUAGCUUUCUACCGGACUCUCAGCAUUCCUGCUUGGGGGAAAAGCAGCACCUUCAGGUGUACCUCAGAAUCCGACCUUUCACCUCAGAGGAGAUCAAGAGUGGAGAAUCGCAGGAUUGCGUCACUAUUGAGGGUUUAGACACAGUCCUGCUGAGGCCUCCCAGCAGCCCCGCCGUCUCAGCCAGAUUCAGCACAGACAGAGCUCUUCCACAGGCUGGACAGCGCUUCCGCUUCUCCAAGGUGUAUGGUCCGGAGACGACGCAGAGAGAACUGUUUGACGGCACAGUGAAAGACCUGGUGAAAGAUGCCCUUGAAGGGACGAGCACUCUGGUUUUUACAUAUGGAGUCACAAACGCUGGGAAGACCUUCACCUUCUUAGGUCCAGAUGCUCAUGCUGGCAUCCUGCCUCGGUCUCUAGAUGUCAUCUUCAACAGUAUGGAGGGGCAGGUCCUCUGCGGUAUGAGCAUUAAGCCUCAUCGCUGCAGGGAGUUCACAAGACUCAGCAGGGAGCAGCAGGCAGAGGAAGAAUUGUUCAAGAGGAACCUCUUCAGACAAAAUGUUGAGAACGACAAGAGCAAAAGCAGCUUAUCCAAUUUGAGCAGCGAAACAGCAGACUCCUUCAUUGAGAAGACAGCUGCAGCAGCCGAAGACGGUUUCAAGCUGAAGGUUGAAGCAAACACGAAAUUCUCCGUUUGGGUUUCUUUCUGUGAAAUCUACAAUGAGAACAUCCACGACCUCCUGGAGGUGACGCCCAGCGGGGCGCCGAGGAGGACAGCGCUGCGCCUGUCGCAGGACAUCAAGGGGAACGCCUUCAUCAAAGAUCUCCGUUGGGUUCAGGUGGACACUGCAGAGGAGGCCUACAAAGUAGUAAAGCUGGGAAAGAAGAAUCAGAGUUUCUGCUCCACUCGGCUGAAUAAUCUCUCCAGCAGGAGCCACAGUAUUUUCUCCAUUCGAAUUUUGAGGAUUGAAGAUGCUGAAAUGCCCCGAGUCAGCACAGUCAGCGAGCUGUGUCUGUGUGACCUCGCCGGCUCUGAGCGCUGUGCGAAGACGCAGAAUAAAGGAGAGAGACUGAAGGAAGCUGGCAACAUCAACACGUCACUUCUUAUCCUGGGGAAAUGCAUCAAUGCGCUGCGCCACAAACAACAGACAAAGCUGUUGCAGCACGUUCCCUUCAGGGAAAGCAAGCUGACGCACUACCUGCAGGGUUUUUUCUGUGGUCGCGGUAAAACCUGCAUGAUCGUCAACAUCAACCAGUGUGCCUCCAUGUUCGACGAGACUCUGAGUGUCCUCAAAUUCUCUGCUGUGGCACAGAAGGUUGUAGUUUUGUUUUCAAGACCCCUUGUCGUCAUGCCACCGACAUCCACUAGUGACGUGGCCUUAACCCAGAGUGCUGAGAGAAAGGCUCUUUACAGCACUGACAGAAGCUCCCUGAUUGGAUGGGAAAGUAGCCUUGAUGAUGUGCAGGAAGAUGAAAACUACGAAGAAGACUUGAGCGUCAUGGACGACACUGCAGAUUACUCUGUCGAUGACUGUGAUGAGAAAAUGCUCAUCAGUAAAGGAAAGCUGCAGAGGAUGACGGCCGAGUUGAAGCAGCUGCAGGUUCAGCUGAAGAAGGAACGAGCAGAGAGCAUGCUCCUGGAGGCUCGGAUCAGGGAAGAAACCAGUCAAGAGUUCUCCCAGCUCUUCCACGAGAUGCAGAAUGACUUCACUGAACGUCUGGCACGGGAAAAGGAGAUCUUGGAAGAGCGAGCUGAAAAAAGGAUGCAGAUUUGCAGGAACCUCAUCAACAAAAUGUACACUUCUGGCUCUAGUCAAGAUGCACAGGACAUGGACACAUCUGUAGACUCUGCUGAACUGCCAGACAGAGAUUCUGCAGAGGUAUCGCAUCUCCGCCGAGGCUCAAGCCAAGCUGGUCCUCAGACACGCAGAACUGAUGCUGGAAUGAAGCUGGAGUCCAGCGAUCUGCAGAAAAACCAGAAGCAACUGGCUGACGAGCCUGAUGCGGUUGAGGAGAAGAGGCUGCUUGUGCUUCAGCUCCAGGAGAAAUCAGCAGAAGUUGCUCAACUAACAGAACGACUUGAAGGCCUGCAGAAAUUGCUGGAUCAGGCCUCAGCCACCCCCUCUGAGGAGCCUGACCAGAGAAGUCCCCACAAGACAAAUCGGCUGGAGGAGGCCUUGGCUGCCCUUGAGAAGGCGAAAACUGAAAAGGAAGAUGCCUUUGCUGCUCUGGAGUACCAGACUCUAGGAAAAGAAGAGGCUUUGACUUUCUUAGAGGAGGAGAGGAAAGCAAGGGAGGAGGCUGUUGCCUCUCUCAAGGACCUCAGGAAACUCAAAGAUGAAAUGCAGGAAUUGCUUGAACAAGAGAAAAGAAGCAGAGAAAAGGCUGCGGCUGAUCUUGAAGCCGAGAAGAGAGCAAACGAGGAUUUGGUUUUAGCACUUUCACAAGAGAAGCAAAGCAGGGAGGAUGCUCACGCUGCUCUUUGUGCAGAGAGGAGGCAGACACAGGAGGUCCAGUCUGCUCUAGAGUCUGAGUGGAAGAAAAAUGGUGAGCUGGCUGAAGAGAGAGAAAAGAUGCAGCAGAAGAUUGAUGCUUUGCAGCUUGAACUUCAACAGCUGACUGAGAAACUGGAGGCGGCAGAGCAGCAGGUGGCCAACAAGACUGAAGUUGCAGAGCAAGCUCUUAGCCAGCUAGGAGGUCUUCAAACACAACUGGAAACUGAAUCCAGUGAAGUCCAGGAGAAAAGCUGUCAGUUAAAAACCUUAACCCAAAAGCUUCAGACACUAAAAGAGCAACUCCAGGCCACUCACCUUUCAUCAGAAGGUGACAGAGAAGAGCUUAAGGAGGAACUGUUGGAACUUAAGACAAAACUGGCCGAGGAGAAGGAGCAAAAGGAGAAGGCCCAAAGUCACAUGCAGGAGCUGGAGCGUGAGCUAACACAAGGUAGGGAGCAGUUGGCCCAAAACCAGCUGGUUUCAGAGCAGAUUUCAGAUCAACUGAAUCAGACAGAAGCAUCCUCAAAAGAGGAACAAGAACGCAUGUUGCACAAACUAACAGAUGAGCUCCGAGCUCAGUUUGAAUGUCAGCAACAGGUCUCUAAAGAGGAAGUGGAUCAGCUCAGAGCUAAACUUCAGGAGCAGACGGAGGCCUCGGAGAAUCAAAUAAGGCAUCUGAAUGAAAAGCUUCAAGAACAAGACCUGUUAUGUAAACAGCAGCAUGAGGACUGGACACAGAAACUGAGCCAAGAAAGGGAAACCUCCAGCAAACAGCUGAAUGAUCUCACAGAAAAGCUCAGCCAGAAGGAUCAAGCCCUGGAGCUGCUGGAGGCCAACCUCAAACAGAAAGUGUCUAACUUGAAGACUGAAGAAGAUCUGAGGAGAUUGAACUCAGACCUCCAGAGCAAAGUUGCAUUUCUUAAAGUAAAACUUUCCAGCAUGGAAGCAAAAGAGACCUCUGUUGAUGUAGAACAAAUGCUAAAAGAGAAGGACAAGCAGAUGGAGGAGAAGCUGGCAGAGCUGAAGAAAUCAUCCGAGGACAGAGAGGCUGAGCUUCUGAAGAAAAUGCUGGAAGCUGAGGCAGAAGUCGCGUCCUUGCAGAAGGGUUUGCAGGCAGCACAGGAAAAGCGUGAGGACGAGGAGUGUCAGGCAGUGCGGGAGGCCAGACGCAAGGAGGUAGAGAGGCGCAAGGAGCUGCUAGCUGUGGCACACGAGGCCAUCGCGCAGAAGGAUGCAGAGCUGGAGAAGAGAGCUGAGGAGAUCAGCAGACUGAAGGAAAUCGCAAAACAGGACUCAGAGAAAAUGAAGAAUCUCAGUCUUGAUCUUCAGAGGAAAGAAGAGGACUCUUCAGACCUCCAGGAAAAACUGACGGACUACAAGAAGCAAAUGCAGCAGGUCCAGAAGGAGAUUGCUGCUAUGAGAGAAGAGGAAAAGGUCCUGAGGCAGAAGCUGGCUGACAUAGAGAAAAGCAAGAAGCAGCUUCAGUGCGACCUCAGUACCAGAGACAGAACCAUCCAACAGCUCAGACUGGACCAAUCCAACACAAAAUGUGAUGAAACCCACCAGCUCUACAGUAAGGCCUGUAAAGACCUGGAGGCAAAGGAGCGUGUGUUGGAGGAAAUGCGAUUGGCUCUAGUGGAGCAGGACGACACGCAGGAGAAGAUGGAAAAAGUCCUAGAGGAGAAGCUUACCCACAUCCAGGAACUCUGCAACGAGGUGGACAUGUUGAAGAGCGUGCUGCUGCAGCAAAGCAGUGACGGCAUCGCACAGAAAGAAGGCAACAAACCAUCAGAGGAGCUCAGGCAGGCAAAGGAGGAAACUUCUCAAGUUCAAGAAAGCUUAAAGAUGAUGACAGAAAAACAGCAGACUGAACGAAAGAAGUGGCUGGAAGAAAAACUGUCUCUGAUUGGCCAAGCCAAAGAGGCUGAGGACAAGAGGAAUCGAGAAAUGAGGAAGUUUGCAGAAGACCGAGAACGCUACACUCGACAGCAAGGCCAGCUGGAGUCCCAGCUUCUGGAAAAGGAGAAGACGAUGGAGAACUGGAGGAAGGAGAGGGACACUCUGGUUGCAGCUUUGGAAGUUCAGCUGCAGAAACUUCUUUCCAGCCAAGCAGAAAAAGACAGACUGAUUGAGCAGCUACGCCAGCAAAACACACAGCCACCACAAGAGGUUCAAGGUGUUGAAAGCAGCUCCAACACGGCAAAUCUGCAAGCAUGUGUGACUGAAAAAGAGGCUGAGGUCCUGCAGCUGAGGAGAGACCUGGAGGAGAUCAGAGCCACACAGUCCAAGAGCAAUGAAGGCCCUGCCACACUGACGAGGGAACCCAAGUGUGAAACCACGAUGUCUGGAAAGGAGGAUGUCAGAGCUUCAGGCAGCAGUCAGGGCUCCACUGGCUUUCCAUCAGUCCUGGACUCUUCUGAAAUCUCCACAGAAAACGGGAGAUCGAGCCGCUUCCCGCGGCCAGAGCUGGAGAUCUCCUUCAGCCCCCUGCAGCCAAACCGCAUGGCUCUGCGGCGGCAGGGAGAGGAGAGCGCCGUCACUGUCAAAAUCACCCGUACAGCACGUAAGAGGAAGAGUGGAGAAAUGGAAAAGUCUUAUAUUUUUAGGAGGAGUAAACGACAAGCAACGCGUGAGGAAGAGGUGGAGGCAGAGAACAGGAGGAAUACAAGAAGCAAACUGACGCCAAAGCUGACCCCACAAAAAGAAGAGAGCUCCUCCCCAGCAGGUUGCCAUGACUCCCAGAGCAGCGUCCGCAGCAGGAAGGAGGGCACGCUGCAGAAGAUUGGAGACUUCUUGCAAAGCUCCCCAACGCUGCUGGGCUCUAAAGCCAAGAAAAUGAUGAGUCUGGUGAGCGGUCGAACUGAAGCAGACUCAGCAGCCUCCUCUUCCUCACUAGCUCUGAGAGCCAAAAAGAAUCGAAAAAAACUCUACAGACCUGAAAUCUCCUCUCCCAUGGAAAUGCCUUCCCACCCUAUCCUCUGCAGAGAGCCGGAAAGCAAAGAGAGCGACCAUCAGAUCAUCAAGCGCCGCCUUCGCUCCAGAGUGGCUAAAUAAGUAAACUCUGCACAAAUUUUAAUUUCAGUUACUACAGAAAUAAAGUAUUAAGAAUGUUCUUCACUUAAAACACUAGUUUAUCUUAGAUUGUAAUAUUUUGCUGUAAAAUCUGAUUUAGUUAAAAAAAGAUUACUUUUGUAAUAUUUGAGUAUUAUGCUGAUUUGUACUGUAAGUGGUGAUGGAGAGAAUCGUCACGGUUCAUAAACACGUAGAAGCCGCCUCCUCCUGCUUAAUAUAACCUACAUUUGUCAUCAGCAUACUCACUUAACAGUCUCUUACAUUUAAUGAAAGUUACUCUCAUUUUUUUUUGUCUUUUUUAUUACUGCUACUGCUAAAUAAUUAAAUACUUUAUAAUGUGAUCAACAUACUUCUCACUGACACUUCCUAAACAUGCUGCUUAUGGCCUACUGGAAACAUUCCCAUCGUUAAAUGUAAAUUCAACAAACCUCUGAGAAACUUUGCAAAGUUCUUUAAAAAUAAUUUCCAUUCCAGACUGCAAGUCGUAAACACUUCUGUGUGUCUUUCAUUCCACCUUUUAACCUGGUGUUUGUGUCAAACUAUUUAAAACUUGUUUGUGAAAGACACAAAGACUGAACAGUGCAAAAAUUCCCAGAUUCCUUAUCACAGAUGUUUUUUUUUUUCCGGUUUAAUAAUUGGAGCUUUUAUUGAUAUGUUUGCUAGGUUUCUUAAAUCAGAAUCUAAAUGUUUCCAGUGACGCAGAUGCAAUUUAUGAAGCUUUUUGCUUGAACAUGCAUGUCACAACUCCACAUGCACUUUAUCUCAUCCUAAACGCAGAUGCGGGAUGGGAAACCCCAUGUAUUUAAGAAAAACAGGAAGCGGAAUGGAAUUUCUACUAGUUCUGUUAUGUUUCAGUCGUUUGGUUCCUUUUCUUUUUUUUUUUGGCACAUGUUGAGCAAACACAGUACUUUUCAUGUCAUGUUCUGUUCAAGAUGAAGGAUGGUUCUUUUGAGCCUUUUGUAAGAAAAAAGGUUUAUUUCUUGCUCUUUUAUGUUUCUUAUUGUAUUUCUUUGACUUUUUUUGGCACGUUCAAUUGCCAAAUAAAGAUGCACCUUAUAGCAAAUACUGACA
Molecule: messenger RNA, 6822 nt
Organism: Oryzias latipes (Japanese medaka)
Lineage: Eukaryota; Metazoa; Chordata; Actinopteri; Beloniformes; Adrianichthyidae
Product: kinesin-like protein KIF20B
Biological process (GO): spindle elongation; mitotic spindle assembly; microtubule-based movement
Cellular component (GO): mitotic spindle; spindle microtubule; nucleus
Molecular function (GO): microtubule binding; plus-end-directed microtubule motor activity; ATP binding
Source: RefSeq, a predicted model, not a curated record